Molecule: messenger RNA, 1782 nt
Organism: Aspergillus pseudotamarii
Lineage: Eukaryota; Fungi; Ascomycota; Eurotiomycetes; Eurotiales; Aspergillaceae
Product: dolichyl-P-Glc:Man(9)GlcNAc(2)-PP-dolichol alpha-1,3-glucosyltransferase ALG6
Exons: 3
Coding region: 1-1782 (593 amino acids)
Biological process (GO): protein N-linked glycosylation
Cellular component (GO): endoplasmic reticulum membrane
Molecular function (GO): dolichyl pyrophosphate Man9GlcNAc2 alpha-1,3-glucosyltransferase activity
Source: RefSeq, a predicted model, not a curated record
AUGACUUUUCCCCCUUCUUCCUACCGCCCACGGAAGAAGAGAAAGUUCCCCUUGUCGUCCACCGGGUCAAACAACGCCCUCAUUGUGGACGAUGGAAACGGCAAACAUACUCCUGCAUUCCCUUUGGCUUCCUUCCUAUGGGCCGCUCGGGCAGGUGUAUCUCAAUGGCUCAUUCUACCUCUGAUUUUGAUGGCUGUAGGCCUAUUUCGCUGGGCUGUUAGUUUGUGGGGAUACUCUGGCUUCCAAGUGCCCCCGAUGCAUGGAGAUUUCGAGGCGCAGAGACACUGGAUGGAGAUAACAAUUAAUCUACCCAUGUCAAAAUGGUACACAUACGAUCUUCAGUACUGGGGGCUUGACUAUCCGCCAUUGACUGCAUAUCAUAGCUGGCUGUUGGGAAAAAUUGGUACUCUCUUUGAUCCCUCAUGGUUUGCUCUGGAUGAGUCCCGUGGCUUCGAGGAUCCUCAGCUGAAAGUAUACAUGCGUGCUACGGUGGUAGUAUCCGAGUAUCUUAUUUUCAUCCCUGCAGUUGUCAACUUUCUGCGCCGAUACACGCAAAUGCAUGGAGUCCCAGUAUGGUCCGCCUCUGUCGCCCUGGUUGCUAUCCUUCUGCAGCCGUCGACUAUAUUGAUUGAUCACGGCCAUUUUCAGUACAACACGGUGAUGCUGGGGUUUGUAGCUGCAAGUCUGGAUGCGAUUCUGGCAGGGCGCAUGCUCUGGGCAUGUAUCUUCUUCGUGGGUGCCUUGGGGUUCAAGCAAAUGGCUCUGUAUUACGCUCCCGUCAUGUUCGCUUUCCUUUUAGGAAUCUGCCUUUUCCCUCGGAUUCAGCUCAUCCGCCUUCUUUGCAUUUCCCUGGUCACAAUUGUCGCGUUUGCCGUCCUUAUUGCCCCACUUGUGGUGAGUGCACUCAGUGCUGAUGCUCAGAAUGAGUUGUCCUCUAUUCCGCUGCCUCCCCUACUACAGGCGCUGCCUAUCGAGCUAGACAAGAGCUCGAUACUUUACGCACCCUUGCUUCAGCUGGCGCAGCUCAUCCACCGAAUCUUUCCUUUUGCUCGUGGCCUGUUCGAAGACAAGGUUGCAAAUGCCUGGUGCGCCAUUCACACGUUUUACAAACUCCAUCGAUUCGAGGGGACUCUACUCCAACGGGUGUCAUUGGGUGCCACAUUAGCAUCAAUCUUUAUCCCCUGCGCCAUAAUUUUCCGUCACCCACGUGCCUCUUUUCUUCUUCCGGCCUUGUCCACCGUAGCCUGGGGAUUCUUCUUAUUCUCUUUCCAGGUCCACGAGAAGAGUGUUCUACUACCAUUGUUGCCCAUGACGCUCAUGCUCUCUGGCGAUGGAGGUUUAAGCAAAGAAACCCGCGCAUGGGUGGGGUGGGCCAACAUGCUUGGCUCUUGGACGAUGUUCCCUCUUCUGCAGCGCGACGACCUCCGAGUUCCCUAUUUCGUCAUGACAUUACUCUGGGCCUAUCUACUUGGCCUUCCUCCCGCCUCUCUGGAAGUUUACCGUAGCCGAAGCUCUUCAGAUGACUCCUCGCCGCUCCCCGAACAUCACAUUAUCACCAAACUUGUUCAUUUGUGCUUCUACUUUGCCAUGGUCGCGUGGCAUGUGCUAGAAGCCUUUGUUCCCCCUCCGCCUGGAAAACCUGAUCUCUGGGUCGUGCUGAAUGUGCUUAUCGGUGCUGGCGGAUUUGGACUUGCGUAUCUGUGGUGCCUGCGGAAGUUGGUUUUACAGUGCUGGAUGAUUGAGCGCAAGGUGGAAAAGGAUACGCAGAAAAAGAACCAAUAA